UUGUCGUGCUCAGCAAGUCACACCAUUCGUCGUCCUGCUCUCUGCCUUCCGCGCAGCUCACUAUAGGCUUACUGGAGUCGAUGAUGCGACAAUUGGUAUCCCCAUCGCCAACCGCAACCGGGCAGAACUUGAACAUUUGAUUGGCUUCUUUGUCAACACUCAGGGUAUCCGGGUCUCUAUCAACGAUGAUACCUUUGACAGCCUAGUCCAGCAGGUCCGUGAGACUACUACGGGUGCUUUUGCCAAUCAAGACGUACCGUUCGAGCAGCUCGUGUCGUCGCUAUUACCAGGAUCGCGAGACACAUCGCGCAACCCACUAGUCCAGCUCAUGUUUGCUGUCCACUCACAGAAACACCUUGGGCGCCUGAAUUUAGAAGGUGUAGAGGGAGAGCUCAUACCACUAACACCUACCACACGGUUUGAUAUGGAGUUCCACUUUUUCCAGGAGGAGAGUAGCAUGACCGGUGGUGUACUAUAUGGAAAAGAUCUUUUCGAGGCUGAGACUGUUAUCGGAGUUCUCUCCGUCUUCUAUGAGAUCCUCCGUCGCGGUCUCAACGAGCCAAAGACGCCAAUCACUACUCUUCCAAUCACAGACGGUCUGUCAGAGCUCCGCGACCUGGGUCUGCUCGAUAUCCAGCGUAGGGAGUAUCCGCGGGACUCGACCGUCGUCGACCUCUUCCGGGACCAAGUGGCCAUAUCUCCGGAGGCACUGGCGGUCAAAGACUCUGCCAUUGAGCUGACCUACGUGGAGCUCGACCGACAGUCAGACAAACUGGCUGCGUACUUACGGACACUCAGAGUCCCUUCAGGAACGCUCAUUGCUGUAUUGGGUCGGCGAUCCUGGCAAACGGUCGUCGCUUUCUUCGGCAUCCUCAAGGCCAACCUUGCGUACUUACCGCUUGACGUCUCCAUUCCCCAAGGUCGACUUGAGGCAAUCUUUUCAACCAUCUCGGGUCACAGAAUUGUGCUACUAGGAACCGGUUCCGAGGCGAUGUCUGGCUUGGAUGACAUCGAUUUUAUACCCAUCUCCGAAGCCUUAUCCGCAUCGGUCCAGAAAAACACUCGUAAGGCUAUAGAAACCGUUAUGCCAACAGCGACUAGCUUAGCAUACGUUAUCUUCACGUCCGGCUCUACAGGUACACCUAAAGGAAUCAUGAUUCCGCACCGCAGCUUGGUCAACGUGCUAUCGCAACGCCCAGCCUACGGAGCCGUAGCCCAUAUGACGUCUCUUGCCUUUGAUCCAUCUGUCUUUGAGAUGUUGACGGCUCUGCUUCAUGGUCACCCUCUGGUCUGUAUCGACACCAUGACUGCACUGGAAGGAACCGGCCUCGUAAGCAUUUUCAAAGAACAACAAAUCCGAGUCGCCUUCAUGACACCGGCUUUGCUCUCAAGGCUCCUCACCCAAGCAUCAGAGGCACUUGGCGAGUUAGACGCGCUUUAUGUGCUUGGAGACCGCUUCCCUGCAAAGGACGCUCACCUGGCAGCCAAACUUGUCAAAUCCGCCGUCAUCAACAUAUACGGCCCGAGUGAGAAUUCCAUUUGCACAACGCUCUAUUCAUUCUCUUCUGGCGUGGAGUGCCACAAAGACGUUCCUAUCGGGCGAUCCAUUAAGAAUUCUGGUGUGUUCUUAAUGGAUCCUCGCGGACAACUCGUCUCUCCAGGCGUGUUGGGUGAAGUCGUCGUGACUGGGGACCAACUAUCGCUUGGAUAUACCGAUUCCCGGCUCAACAACCGCUUUGUGGAAAUUACCGUGGCUGGCAAGACAAUGAGAGCCUUCAAGACUGGCGAUGCAGCGCGAUGCCGUCCCAAAGACAUGCAGCUGGAAUUCCUCGGCCGUAUGGAUCAACAGGUCAAGAUUCGAGGACAGCGUGUAGAGUUGGCGGAAAUUGAACACGCCCUUCUCAGACACGACUCUG
This is a messenger RNA of Lindgomyces ingoldianus, 1916 nucleotides long. Its product is annotated as AMP-binding-domain-containing protein. NCBI's taxonomy places the organism in Eukaryota, Fungi, Ascomycota, Dothideomycetes, Pleosporales, Lindgomycetaceae. The annotation marks the transcript as partial. Gene Ontology annotation, biological process: amino acid activation for nonribosomal peptide biosynthetic process; secondary metabolite biosynthetic process. The transcript has a single exon. The record is from RefSeq and is a predicted model, not a curated record. Gene Ontology annotation, molecular function: catalytic activity; phosphopantetheine binding. Gene Ontology annotation, cellular component: cytoplasm.